AUGGCAAUAGACUGGUAUACCAAAAAUACCUUUUUAUAUCGUAUUUUAAAUCAAAUGUUUCGUCAAGAAAAUGUCAUAGGCAUGUUUCAAUUACGAUAUUUCAUCAAAGAUUUAUAUUUGCAAUUAAAAGAUUUACAUACAAAUUAUAUAAAUUCAUUAUUACCUGAAAAUAAAUCCUUAACUACCUAUCGUGAACAAUUCAUAACAAUUAAUCAACUAGAACAAUUAAAAGAGAAUAUAAAUGGAUUAAUCUACAUGAAUACAUUUUUAUCUACAACAACUGAUAGAGAUGUUGGAUUGAUCUAUGCUGGUGCUGAUGGCAAUAAACAUCCUUACCUUGUAUCUGUAAUAUUCAAAAUUGAGAUUGAUACAAGUAUCAUAUCAAAACCAUUUGCGAAUAUUAAUGAAUUCAGUUAUUACAAAGAUGAGAAUGAAGUAUUAUUUGCAUUAGGCUCAGUAUUUAAAAUUAAAUCAGUAGAAAAACAAGGAAAUAAUAAUCUAUGGAUGGUGAGACUUUUGUUUAAUAACGAUGUAUAUGAAACAAUAAGAAAAUUAACAAGACAUUUAACAGUAAAUAUGCGUGAACCAAUGAAUAUAGCGAAUCCAUCUGUGGCUAAUCAAACAACAUUUACUGAUUUGACACAUAAAUCAACAACUUUUAUGUGGAAUCUACUACUUCUAGGCAUUAUAUUACGUAUGGAAAAUACAUUAGCUGCAAAAAGUGAUAUGAUCAGAUGGUGUCGUCAUUAUUACAAAGACGAAGAAGAAUUGAAAUAUAUUGAUGAUUUUGAGAAAAAUUAUGAAGCAAAUAAAGACGAAGCUGUCUGGUGGUAUACAGAAGAACCAUUCAUUUAUAGACUAGUUAAUCUAUGUUUAAGAUCACAAGAUAUUGAUAAUAUUUAUAAAAUGCGAUAUUUCAUUAUUGAUCUUCAUAAUCAGAUACAAAAAUUGUAUACUCAUGUUAAUCAGCAUGAACAACUAUUCACCGUUUAUCGUGGUCAGAGUAUGUCUGAAGACGAAUUACAGAAUUUAAAAGAUCAUUCUAAUGGUGGUUUAAUUUCGUUUCAUCAAUUUCUGUCAUGUACUAGAAAUCGGAAUACAGCAUUAGUAUAUGCUUUAAAUCGUUUUGCACAUCUGUCUAAUGAAUCCGUACUAUUCGAAAUUAUUAUAGAUACAAACAUCAAAACAAAACCAUUUCUUAAUAUUGAACGAUAUAGUUAUUAUAAAACAGAAAAUGAAAUACUUUUUACUGUAGGUACGAUAUUUGAAAUUAUGUCCGUUGAACAACAAGCUACUAGUGGACUUUGGAUUAUUAAACUACUUUUAAGUGAAAAGGUAGAUAAAGAUAUGGAACAAUUAACUAUGUAUUUUAGAAAUGAAAUUGGUAAAAAUCCGACACUUAUUACACUGGCUGAUUAUCUCACUCAGAUGGGUAAUUAUGAUGCAGCUAAAACGUAUUUCGAUAUUCUCAUCGAUACAAUGUCAUCAUUAGAACAUGAAUCCAACGAUGCAGAAAUCUAUACUAAAGCUGGUCAGCUAUACUAUCUAACGGGUGAUUAUGAAAAAUCUUUAAAAUAUCACUUGAAAGCUUCGAGUAUAAUUACUGUCUGCAAUUUGGAUUUAGCGCUAGUAGAAAAGAAUAUAGGCAAAGUAUAUAAAGCAAUAGGAAAGUAUGAUUCCGCUUUGAUGCAUUAUGAAAGAGCAUUAGAUAUAGAACAACAACUAUUAUCAGAUAAUCAUCCAGACAUAGCUGAAACUUACAAGAACAUUGGUGAGAUAUACAAUCAGCAAGGAGAUCAUGCUCAUGCAUUAGGGUAUUAUGAGAGAGCUCAACAGAUCGUAUUAAAAUUGCUACCACCAAAUCACCCAGGUUUCUCUACAACAUAUAACAAUAUUGAUGAAGUUUAUUAUAACAGAAAUGACGAUACACAGGUCAUGAACUAUCAUGAGAAAGCUCUUCAAAUAAGACUGAGUUCAUUGCCUCCUGAUCACCCUUCUAUAGUAGAAGACUAUCUGUAUAUUGGAAAAGUUUGUUAUGGUGCAAAAGAGUUUGAUAAAUGUUUGAAAUACUAUAAAAAAUCUCUAGAAAUACGUUUGAUGAGUCUUUCUUCGAAUCAUCCAUCAACAGCAUCAGUCUAUAACAGUAUCGGUAAAGUUUAUUAUGAAAAAGGAAAUUAUAUUGAGUCGUUGUCUAAUUAUAAACAAGCAAUUAAAAUUCAAUCAAAAUCAUUACCGAUAAAUCACCCGGACUUAAUUGACACUUAUCAAAAUAUUAAAAAACUUUUACGUCAAGGCGUAUUAUUAUCAUAUAAUUAUUGUAUUGAAGAACUAAUUAACAUACUACAUGAUAUUAUCGUAACGAAUAUUAAUAUUAAAGAUCAACACAAUAUACUAGAAUCAAAAUAUAAACAAAUAAUUGAUAUUGGGACAAAACUCUUAAACUCAAGUAGUGAUGAUCAAUCCUUAUUAGAUAUAUGUAAAUUAAAUGGUAAUAUAUUACAAAAGAACAAAAAAUAA
Molecule: messenger RNA, 2517 nt
Organism: Didymodactylos carnosus
Lineage: Eukaryota; Metazoa; Rotifera; Eurotatoria; Philodinida; Philodinidae
Source: the annotation of a GenBank genome assembly